GUAGUCACGUUCAUGUUUUGGUGCAUUAGCCUUGGCUGUUUGGUUAGCCCGUUAGCUGAGCUUCUGUUGUAGAUACUUUAGCGAUGAAUAAAGGGAAAGCAAGCGGCGUGUCGUGGGUCAAACCGGCCGAACCGUCCUUUUUGAAGAAGUUUAAAACCGACGUGGGAUACAAAGAAGGACCAAAUGUGGACACCAAGCGUCAGGCGAUGCCCACGCCGGACGACGACAGCGGAAGCGACCGAGAAGACGAACUGCCUCAAGUCGUGGUCCUAAAAAGCGGAGACCUGAGUGCAGACGAAGUGAAGAAGCUCAAGGGUGAACUGCGAGCCGAAGGCGAGAGCGAGAAAGGUGAAGAAGCUCCGGACGGCAAAAUUCUCUUCAAGAAACCAGCCAAGCGCUUGUCCUCUGACAAGUUCCAGGGCAUCACUGCCAGUUCCAGCAAGAAGAAGAAGGAGGACAGAGCAGAGCAGGAGGAGGACAAGGACAGAAAAUCUGGGAAGAAAGUUAAAAAUAACAGUCUGCUGUCAUUCGGAGACGAUGAAGAGGAAGAGAACGAUUAAACGGAAGACACGAGUGAAGGAUAGAAACCAGGAGCGAUGUCAAAGAGUUAAAUGUUGUCAUGUUUGGUCUGAAAGGACGCCUCCAUUCUCCUGUGUUUGCUACUCAGAAAUCUGAGAACAGUUUUCACCUCCAGCUGAACUGGUCCCGUCUGGACCAGCAAUCAUUUCUGACAAAAUCCACAACCGCUUUCAUCUGUAUCCGGUACCGCUCUGACGUCUCCAGCAACUCCUCUACUUUUUCUGUUGCUUUUAGAAAGCUAGACUUUUUUGGACUCCUGAGUUUUUUUCAGCAUUUCUAAAAUUCUCCAUUGUUCAUUUUGUGUAAUGACUUUUUUUUUUUUUUUACUUUAGACGAAUGGACAAAUUAUCCUUGGCAGCUGUCCUCAGAUUGUUAAAGACCUGACCGAACCGUAGAGAUGGGUCAGCCAGCUGGUCCAUCAACUGCCAUGACUAACUUUACUAGAAAUACCAGCAUCACUGCUCCGGGAUCUAACAGAGUUUAAACCUCCUUUCAUCAGCACCACUGAAAAAAGGAAAACUGGCACAUAGUAUGUGAUAUAAAGGCAUAUUUAGAAACCCAGCACAGUGCUGCCUGUAGCUCACCAGGUAAGGAGUCCCAUCUGUCUGCACAGACAUCCUGUGUCACAGCAGCAGAACGCCACGGAGGACCAAACUUGACCAUUACAAAGAAAAUCUGAAAUAUAUAAAUGGUCCAAUAAAUAAAUCAAUACACUUAAAAUGCACCAAUUAAUUUUCUAAAGAAGAAUUUUACCUCAUUAAUUCACUAAUCAAUAAAUGCUGCUUCAUACCGUCUGA
Molecule: messenger RNA, 1376 nt
Organism: Poecilia reticulata (guppy)
Lineage: Eukaryota; Metazoa; Chordata; Actinopteri; Cyprinodontiformes; Poeciliidae
Product: KIAA1143 ortholog
Source: RefSeq, a predicted model, not a curated record